ACCAAACAAACAGACUGAAGACUUUUAACAGAACCAAACAUGAGUCACGUGGACGUGAAGAACCUGAAGCCGUCCAAGUUCGAGGAGGAUCAUUUCGAUGAGUAUGAAUAUUACAACCUGAGCGAUAAAUACACAGAGGGUUCGGCCCGGAAAGGCAGAACCAAGAAGGAGGCCAGUGAGAACACGAACCGACACAAUCCUGCAGGACACGAGAGGAAGAUCCAGGAGAAGCUUCAGAACAGCGACAAGAAGGCCAAGGAGUGAAGCCUGAGCAGGGCUACUCGGACGGCUUCUCCCGGACACGAACCACGGCCUCAUGGUGACGGACUGAGACGUGCGGACUGCAGGACCUCUGCUGGACCUCUGAUGGACCCGAGGAACCUGCAGAUCCUCUCUUCAUGCCUCUGCAGGGAUUGUGAAACGCUCCCGAGUUCUGGCUCCGCCCGGGACAGUGAAGCUCCAGGACCUGUGGUGUUGCAGCUGGAUGAUUUUAUUUUGUUGUUGCAUUAAAGUGUUUUAAACGAC
Nematolebias whitei (Rio pearlfish) is the source of this 525-nucleotide messenger RNA. It is a transcript of the gene nupr1b, whose product is annotated as nuclear protein 1b. Gene Ontology annotation, cellular component: nucleus. Lineage: Eukaryota; Metazoa; Chordata; Actinopteri; Cyprinodontiformes; Rivulidae. Bases 40 to 264 code for a protein of 74 amino acids. Gene Ontology annotation, biological process: regulation of transcription by RNA polymerase II; negative regulation of cell cycle; negative regulation of cell population proliferation. The transcript is spliced from 3 exons. The record is from RefSeq and is a predicted model, not a curated record.